UUCAAAUGUUUUGACCAAGCUUGUCAGUUCUUCCCUGAAUGUGAACAAAUGUUAAACAAUAUGGGGUCACAACUAUUCAGGUGCGAAGAUAAAACACUUCUCAGAUUCUUCAGCCGCGAUCACACAAAUAUAAAAAAGUCACUGUUAUGCUCAAGUCUGAAACAUAUUGUGAAGAUGGAAACCGAUUCCAAAGUCCCUAGUUUUUUUUUCUGCUUCUUAUCUGUCACAAGUUACACAUCACUGAAAAACAAAUGGUUUGAAGAACUGAAUGAAACAUUAAAAUCCAUCAUAACAAUUAUCCAAGGGUAACGUACCAUCUCCCUCAUCUGUCCCCAGGGUAACCAGCUCCCUUAUUUCUCCCCAGGGUAACCAGCUCUUUCAGCUCUCCCUAGGGUAACCAGCUCCCUCAGCUCUCUCCAGGGUAACCAGCUCCCUCAGCUCUCUAUGGUAACCAGCCCCUUCAGCUUUCUCUCCAUGGUAACCAGCCCCCUCAGCUCUCUCCAUGUUAAUCAGCUCCCUCGGCUCUCCCCAGGGUAACCAGCUCCCUCAGCUCUCUCCAGGGUAACCAGCUCCCUCAGCUCUCUCCAGGAUAACCAGCUCCCUCAGCUCUCUCCAGGGUAACAUCCUCCCUCAGCUCUCUCCAUGGUAACCAGCUUCUUCAGCUCUCUCUAUGGUAACCAGCUCCCUCAGCUCUCUCCAUGUUAAUCAGCUCCCUGCCUCUCCCCAGGGUAACCAGCUUUUUCAGCUCUCCUUAAUCUUGGCAUCCAUCAUAUACUGCCAUUGAUAGCAUGGCUUCAAUCCUGCAUAGUUUUUACCUUGGGUAAAUGACUUCAGCACUGGCUCCGUCAUAGCUCUAUGAUAUGGUUCUAUAAUAUAGCUCUCCAAUGUGGCUCCAGCACCCUCUGUGGAUAUAAACAACAUGUAUAGAACAGAAAACAUUUGAUCACAACAUAAAGUCGGUUAAUUUUUGUUAUCUGCUGCAUGAAGUUUGUAAAUACUAUUUUUAAGGGAAACUUUAUAUGAAAAUGUAAUUGAAGAUUUAAGCAAGUAUAAAAGUAGUUGAUUAAAAAUUGUUUGAUUAAUAAGUUUUAUUUCAUUUCCUGGACAACAUUUGAACUUACCUCCUGUGUUGAUCUGUGAUCAUGAAACGCUUGGUUAUGUUGAUGAGGCAGCUUCAUGUUUUCGUAAGGCCUUGAGACAAGACCCAAGCUACCUGGGUGCUAGAGAAAAUCUUGAAAAUGUCUGCAGUCACUUGGUGGAGCGCUGGCACUUUCGUAUGCUGAAUGAUACACUGAGGAAUCAGAGUUUUAAGAGUGCCAUAGAGACAGCUGUUAAGCAGGGAUACACCUCAGUUCUGGAUAUAGGGACAGGCACUGGAUUACUCAGCAUGUUUGCUGCCAAAGCCGGAGCACAAGAGGUAUAUUCUUGUGAAAUGUCCAAGACCAUGUACGAGUUGGCAGGAGAUGUUCUUGUAGCCAAUCAGAUGAAAGAUAAAGUUCAUCUGAUUCAUGCUAAGUCCACAGAUAUAACAGUGCCUGAUGAUAUACCAAAAAGAGUUCCCCUAAUAGUGACAGAGACUGUGGAUGCAGGUCUUCUUGGAGAAGGGAUGCUGUCCACAUUAGAUCACGCUUGGGAACAUUUGUUGCUGUCUGACAAAACCCAGGCUCGGGUUAUUCCAAGUGGCGCCACUGUAGUGGCUUGUCUUGUAGAAUGUGAAGCAAUUAGAAAACAGAACAGGUUGCUAUAUCCUGGUCUCUGCCAGCUUGAUCUGACCCAGGUCUCCCUGGUGUGUAAGACUUCUGUUCCACAUAGACAGCAGAGAGAUGGCACUGCAGUGGAGGAUGAUGAUGAUGAUGAUGAGGAAGAUGAGGAGGAGGAGGAGCCGUACACCACUGAGAACCUGAAAUAUGUGAGAGGAGGCUACAGAGCCAUCAGUGACACCACAUGUGUGUUCCAGUUUGAUUUCAAUGAUCCUCAGGCAAUACGUAAAUACCGCAAGGGAAUAUCCAGAGAUCUCCAAUUGCCUGUGAUAGCCACUGGAAGACUGGAUGCCAUAGCCAUGUGGUUUGUCCUUGAACUUGACCCAGAUACACACCUGUCCACUUCACCUAGCAGUGACAGGUGCUGGGAACAGGCAAUUUUCCCUGUGCUACCAGAACACAUACACAGUCAUGGCUGUGAGAGAAGAGAAAACCUGGUAGUCAGGGAAGGAGAGAUGGUACAUGUCCACUGCAGUGUGGCUAAUGACCUCAUACAUUUAUACUGCACUGAUAUUAAGAGGGAAAUACCAGGGACUCAAAAAAAUCAACCACAGGGUGCUUGUACUAGUAGCUCACAAAGCUCUUUGUCUUUUGGUGAUGUCUUCCGUCCUGUGCCCUCUUAUAGUUUCUGUGGCUUUGAAGACAACUCUGUCUCUCAAGGUGCAUAUCAGUUUGUGGAAAACUCUGAAGAUUCUCUACGGGAUUGUGAUGAGAAUUCACACUCGUUGAGAGUCAGGGACUUAUCUCAAGGGGAGAAAUUAAAUUCCACAGUUGAUGCGGGAACUCAAGGUUGUUCAUCCAUAAGCUCAUAUGGUGCCAGCAUAAAUACAGACAAAACAAUCAGUACAAGUACCUCUAAAUGUGAUACCUAUUCUUUUGGUGGCUGCCCUUCACCCAAAUCAACUUUGUUGUUAGAGAGGCAUGAACUUGGGAGGCUGAAUGACAUAGAAGUUAAUACAGCAUAUUUUUCUGCUGUACAAAAGUUACAGCAAGAGAAAACUGGUCUCAGCAUUCUAGACAUUACACAAGGGUUCUCUGCUCUUUGUCUGCAGUCUCUCCUACAGGGGGCAGCACAGGUGACAUUAACUGGACAAGAUGAGACCAAUCAAAUGAUACUUCGUCAUAUCUCAGAGGCCAAUCAAAUAGAUGCUGGCAAGCUGUUGUUUGUAAAUGGGUUACCAGAGGAAGGAGACCAGGGGUAUGAUGUCCUGGUAACAGAGCUGGUAGAGCCUUGUGGAGCCCUAAGACAACAAGUGUUAGAAGAUAUAGCUCUGGCAAAAGUGAGUCACCUGAGGCCAGGGGGCGGUGUGGUCCCACAGAGGACGUCUGUCUAUGGGAUGUGUAUCCACUCCGAGAAACUAAAGGAAUACAGCAUGGUGGUUAGUGACCAGUCAACACUGGGGUGGAAUAUUGCUCAGUUUAUCAAUGAUUUCAAGAUGCGUACCCAUGUUGACGUGGACCUACAAACCCUCCCGUAUACCAGACUAACAGAACCUUUCAAAAUCUUUGACUUUGACUUCAACCUUCCCCACUCCAGCGACAUGCUCAAUUUCUUAGAAAAAGACGUCACGGUCCGCGUCCCAGCCUGUGAGAACGGCAGCCUGACAGGUGUGGUUUACUGGUUUGAUAUCUAUGUGGCAGACGCUGUGAGGCUGUGUACUCUGGAUGAACCGAGACACUGGAGACAGGCCGUGGUGAUGAUGGCGGAGGACCUUGACGUCACCCUCGGGGACGGACUAUGUAUCCAGGCUAGGUGCAGGAAUAGCUGCAUUGAUAUCACUGUGAAAUAAUGACAUACUGUGUAUCCAGGCUAGGUUCAGGAAUAGAUACAUUGAUAUCACUGUGAAAUAAUGACAUAAUGAUUACUGCUUAAAACUUUGAUAAAAGAUUCAUGUCUCACUCAAAUUAACAGCAAAUAAUAUGUGAUCAAUAAAACUCAAUAUGUGACACGCGAUUUAGUUUUAGAAAUAAUGAUUCUCACGGGCUCAUUAUAUAAUGUGAAAAUUAUGCAAGUUUUGCUACUUCAAAAGCAGUUAUUACACUGUUGUAAAGAUGUGCCCACCAAAGUUGUCUACUACAUUCAAUAAACUAGUACACUCUAAAUAAAAGUGAUGCGGUUACUUUCACACAGAUGAUCGUUUAUUAAAUAGUCUAGUUCUACUCUGUGUGAACAUCUGAAACGUAUCAAGAGAAAAAGAUACAGGAAAAUUUCCAUUUACAGUACUAUUUUUUAAAAUGCCGUUGUAUUAUGUAAGGUCGCAGUACCAAGUGCCUGUAGAAUGUGCGAUAUUCAUAAUUUUUUUCACAAGUACGAUCUUAGUGUGACGUUACGUGAAAUGCGACGUUACGCCAUGACGUCACAAUAACCACACCAAUAUUAAUCGCCAAAGUUUCAGCUCAGAAAAACGUUUUGUUCCAUUUUGCCUAUUUUUUUAGAUUUCUUAGCGUGAGUUUUAUCUAAGGUUUCAAUGUUUUGUGAUAAAUUUUAAAAAUGGAUCAUAUUUGUGACGGAGGACUGAAUGAUUUUAUUUAACGAUAGCGAAACGGGCGUGUCUUGAUACCAAGGUAACGUUUAUACCAUAAUCCAUUUCUUCGAUAGCGAUCAAUAAGACGUUAUACGGAAUCCAGGAAUAUAGUUUUUAUCAUUGUUUCACAAAAAAUGGGAUGCACUCAAUCACGUAAGUGCUCAAAACAACGCGUAUAGGUGAAGACUAGUUCAGCGUUCUGUUGUCUGUAAGCGUUAUUGUUUAAAGUAAAUUGCAAAUUACAAG
Messenger RNA from Lingula anatina, 4531 nucleotides. RefSeq names its product protein arginine N-methyltransferase 9. Lineage: Eukaryota; Metazoa; Brachiopoda; Lingulata; Lingulida; Lingulidae. The record is from RefSeq and is a predicted model, not a curated record. Gene Ontology annotation, molecular function: protein-arginine N-methyltransferase activity; histone methyltransferase activity; protein binding. Gene Ontology annotation, biological process: peptidyl-arginine methylation, to asymmetrical-dimethyl arginine; chromatin remodeling.